ACUAUUUCGAAACAUAACAGGCAAUAAAACUCUUACUUGAUUGAAUGCCAUAAAAUAUAAAUAUUAUAAGCAUAUUGCUUUAAAUUUAAAAUAAAAAACAGAAAAGUAUUAACAUCUUUAUAUAAAAUGCUGUUUAAAAUUAUCGUAGGUGUCAUUGUCGUAAGUGCGAACGUCGCGACACGUCGCGAACAUAACCCCCUCCGGGUGUACAAAGGAGAAGCGGACUCGGGGAAUGAAUUCCCUUUCGUCGUGCUAUUCCAGAAGAAGAAACCACCAUACUUUAGAGUGUGCACUGGCAGCCUCAUCACCGAAACUUUGGUCCUCACCGCAUCGCAUUGCUUGACGGUUCCCAAUGUUCGUCAGUGCAUUAUAAGAUACGGGGACUUCACCGUGCCGGGUAAUGAAACAAAACUAUAUAGCAAGAUAAUUAAAGCGUUUGUUCCCAGAAGUGUAAAAGAAUUCAGAAGGAUAAUUGACAUCGGAAUAGCUCUGGUCAAAAAGAUUCCUAAUCCACGUGCGAAGUUGUUAGCACUCGACUAUAAAACUUUGUAUGGUUUACCAGCUAAAUAUGCCGGUUUUGGCAGAAUAACUGACUUAGGUGUUAAACCAGAUAGAAACGAAGGUUACAAUCUUUCUUCAGUACCUCUUCAAGUAGGCGAGGGCAUAAUAGUACCUUGUACAAAUGGUGUAAUUCCUGUGUAUACGGUGUGUGUUGCGUCAAAAUGCUCCAAAAGAUGGCAGGCGACCCGUAAAGGGGACUCCGGGGGCCCGCUCGUCUACAAUGGCCGUAUCGUCGGGGUCGUCAGGGGAGCUACUUAUGGUCCUACUGUAUCAUACACAUUCUCUUUAGUUAGUUCAUAUUUGGAAUGGAUUCAAGGAGUGAUGCGAUUUACGGUUACAAAUAAAAAUAAUAAUAAUAAAAAGUUAUUUACUGUCGCAAAAAAAAAAUACAGCAACGAACAAAGGCAAAAAAUCACACAAGCACAAUAGGGACAAUAGGGUGUUAAGUCCAAUAGGGUUUUUGACUAUAUUAUUCCAAAAAAUAAAUAAAUGUUUAUAUAUUUUAUAUCUGCCUGUUAAAGUAAAUAAUUAUGUGUGAAAAUCGUGAAAGUUUAAAUCGGAACUUAAUAUUAGACUCGUUGCCCGGAGGUUGAUUAUUUCAAAUAUCAAACAUUUAUUCAGCAAAUAGGCCUCAAGGGCACUUUUACAUGUUCAUUUAUAUAAUCAAUAAAAAUUCCAAAAAACAAUUACAAAUAUGGAAUCGAUGAAAUAAUAUAUACUAUUAGAAAUGUAUACUGUCUCUAAAUGUCAAAUUACACAAAAAAAAACUCUUCUUCUUCUUUUUCCGAGCCUAUUUCCCAUGUCUCUUGGAGUCGACCCUUCUAGUCCUAAGACGCCAUUCUGGGCGUUUUUGUGCAAUUUCGGAUUUAAAAUCCGU
Messenger RNA from Cydia pomonella (codling moth), 1438 nucleotides. RefSeq names its product chymotrypsin-2-like. Gene Ontology annotation, molecular function: serine-type endopeptidase activity. The transcript has a single exon. The record is from RefSeq and is a predicted model, not a curated record. Bases 127 to 990 code for a protein of 287 amino acids. Gene Ontology annotation, biological process: proteolysis. NCBI's taxonomy places the organism in Eukaryota, Metazoa, Arthropoda, Insecta, Lepidoptera, Tortricidae.